AUGGCACUUGGCGGAAAUCAAAUAUAUGGAGGGAUACCUUCAACAUUAGGUAAUCUCAUUGGCAUAGAGACUUUGUAUCUUGAAAGGAAUCAACUCACAGGCACAAUCCCAAGUACAUUUGGUAAUCUUCAAAAGCUUCAGCAGCUGGCUCCUAUUUCCAACAAAUUGUCAGGAGAAAUUCCGGAGUCUUUAGGAAACCUCUCAUUGCUGAAUGAACUAUAUUUAGAUGAUAACAACUUGGAGGGAACCAUACCACCAGCUCUUGGAAAUUGCCAGCAGUUGUUACUCUUAGGACUUUCUCAAAACAACUUCAGUGGUUUGAUACCAAAAGAGAUUUUUGGGAUAUCUUCCCUGUCCAUUUCAUUAGAUCUUUCUCAGAAUCAUUUAUCUGGAACCAUACCAUCAGAGGUUGGCAACUUGAAAAAUUUAGCUGGAUUGGAUUUUUCAGAAAACCACCUGUCAGGUGAAAUUCCUGGGACCUUUGGUGGUUGUAGUAGCCUUGAAAUCCUUUCCCUUGCUGGUAACUCUUUCCAGGGAUCUUUUCCAGAAUUUAUCAGUUCUUUGAAAGGUAUUCAAAAUCUUAACCUUUCUAGUAACAAUUUUUCUGGACCAAUCCCCCAAUUUUUAGUAAGAAUGUCCAUAAAGUCCCUGAAUUUGUCCUUCAAUGAUUUUGUGGGCGAGUUCCCAACACAAGGCAUUUUUGGAAAUGCUAGUGCUAUAUCAGUUGUUGGGAACAAAAGACUCUGUGGAGGCAUUCCCCAACUACAGCUACCAAAGUGUCAGCCCCUAAGAGAGUCAAAGAAAAAUAAGAAGCUUCUCGGGGUCCUCAUACCAGUCGUAUCUACAACUACGAUUCUGUUCAUUGGAGUAAUCACAAUCUCAAUUUUCCUAAUACAGUUGCCAUCGAAGAAGAGAAUGAUAAAACCAAACUUAUCAGGAAGAUUAUUCCUGGAAGUCAACUACAGACAGCUUUUCCAUGCCACUAAUGGUUUCUCUGAAGAGAAUCUAAUUGGCGUUGGUAGCACUGGCUCUGUAUACAAAGGAACACUGACUGAAGCUGGAAACUUAGCAGUGGCAAUCAAAGUCUUUAACCUUUUCCACCAUGGAGCCUUGAAGAGUUUUAGUGCUGAGUGUGAAGCAAUGAGAAACAUCCAGCAUCGAAACCUUGUGAAGAUUGUAAGUUUUUCCACUAGUCUGGAUUUCCAAGGGAAUGAAUUUAGAGCUUUAAUCUAUGAGUUCAUGCCUAAUGGGAGUCUAGAAAAAUGGUUGCAUCCAACAGAAGAAGAUCAGCAGAAGAUGUUUCAUAGACUGAACCUUCUUCAAAGAAUUAAUGUUGUUAUUGAUGUGGCUUGUGCCCUCGAUUACCUACAUCAUCAUUGCCACAGGCAGAUUGCUUAUUGCGAUCUUAAACCAAGCAAUAUUCUUCUUGACAGUGAUCUCCUAGCCCAUGUUGGAGAUUUUGGGCUCGCAAAGUAUCUUCAUUCACCUCCCAGUUCAUUAGAAAGCAGCUCUGUUGGAAUCACAGGAACUAUAGGAUAUGUGGCUCCAGGAAACAAAGAACACAUAUAUUUGAUUCUUUAUUGUUUCUUCAACAUUAAUGCAGAGUACGGCUUAGAUGCCGAGGUAUCAAGUAGUGGAGAUGUCUACAGCUUUGGGAUCCUAAUGCUGGAGAUGAUGACAGGGAAGAAGCCCACGCAUCCUUUGUUCGCCGGAGGCCUUGAUCUUCAUAGAUACGUUGAAAUGGCAACUCCUGAGCAUGUGAUGGAUAUUGUAGAUCCAGUACUUCUUUGCGAAGACUACAAAAGGGCUACAGCAGCCAAUAGCAUAUGCAUUUCACUAGGAGAAACAAAAAGCAGUUUACCAGAGCAGUGUUUGAUUUCAUUGCUUAAAGUUGGCUUGGCUUGCUCCAUCCACUUGCCAGAAGAUAGAAUAAAUAUGACGCAAGUUGUUUGCAGAUUAAAAUCUAUCAAGGACACGUUUACCAUGGCAGAGCUUUAA
Coffea arabica (coffee) is the source of this 1998-nucleotide messenger RNA. NCBI's taxonomy places the organism in Eukaryota, Viridiplantae, Streptophyta, Magnoliopsida, Gentianales, Rubiaceae. The record is from RefSeq and is a predicted model, not a curated record.